UCGUGACUCGUGCCGGGCAUCGCUGGCUGAUUGAUAUGGAGGAUUCGGCGGUGGCCGUGCUGAAGCGGGCGCUGGACCUGGAUUCGGCUUCGCGUUUUCAGGAGUCGCUGAUUUGCUACCAGGAAGGGAUCGAUCUCCUCCUUAGUGUGCUAAAAGCUACAAAAGAUGAGAAUAAAAAGGCUUACUACAGAAACAAAAUAUCAAGUUACAUGAACAGAGCGGAAAAAAUUAAAAAAUAUGUUAUGAAGGAAAAAGAAGAUGGGAAAUGCCACAAACAAAUAAAAAUUGAAGAGAAUAGCAAAGGAUUCAGCUAUGAAAAAUUGUUCCAAGAGUAUCUAAAUGAAACUGUUACAGAGGUUUGGGUUGAGGAUCCUUACAUUCGCCAAGCCCAUCAGUUGUACAACUUCUUAAGAUUCUGUGAAAUGCUUGCUAAAGGACCAUGCAGAAUGAAAACUAUACACCUUCUUACCUCUCAUGAAGAAGGUCAUGGAAAGAGUCAACAGAUGAGUUCCUUAGAAGAAAUACAACAGUCUCUAAGGGAUUUUGGCAUUACACUGGAUAUAUCAUACUCUUCUUCAAUACAUGAUCGAGAGAUUAGAUUCAACAAUGGAUGGAUGUUUAAAAUCGGAAGAGGCCUUGAUUAUUUUAAAAAACCACAGGGUCGUUUUUUCCUUGGAUAUUGUGACUUUGAUUUGAGACCUUGUCAUGAAACUACUGUGGACAUCUUUCACAAUAAGUACACAAAGAAAGCAUGAUUCCUUCUGAAACCACUCAUUUUCUAGAUAAAAAUCCUUGUAAGAUAUAUAUUUAAUGUGCUUUUUUAUAAAAUAAAUUUUUGUUUAAGUAAAAAGAUACGUUUAUCUCAAUAUAUCCUUAAAAGAGGCUUCAAUAGUUAAAUUUUGUUUAAAGGAAAACAAUAUUUUUAUUUCAACUGACCUCAGGUUAAAAAAUACUGAAAGAAUUAAUAAAUUAAAACAACACUACUGAAUAUAUUUCAAAAUUGCAAUGACUGGAAUCAUUGAAUAAAUAGCCGAAAUGAACUUAGAAAUAGAUACAGGUUCAUUCAAGUUACGACAGCACUGAACAAAUGGUUUCCUCAUAGUUUAGUUGUUGCAGUGUCCCCACAAUCAUGAAUGCCAUUUGGGCACUUGAUCUCCACAGUCAUGAAUGCCAUUUGGGCACUUGAUGCCCCGCUCAAGAUUAUGUUGUCUCAGGGAGCUGUGGUCAUGUGAUUGUGAUUUCCAAUGUUCCCUGCCAAUUUUCCACAAACAAAGUCAGAGGGAAAGCUGGCUUGAAGUUGUGAUUCACGUGAGCUGUUUGUUUAAUGAUCCUCAUUUAAUGGCAGCCCUGCAAAACUGCUGUCCCACUUUAUGACUGCAUCACUUAGCAAUAGCAAUUCCAGUCAGUUGCUAUCAUAAGCCAAGGACUUUUUCUACUUUUGAAUUUAGCAGUCUAAAAACAGAACUAGCUACAAUCUCUUGAAGUUAUAUCAAACUAUUAUAUAUAGCGAAAAAAAGGUACCUGCCAGAUACUUUGAACAUUAGGGUGCUGAAUGGAGAGGAUUUUGGACAGUUACACAGCAGUCACUUAACAUAUGGCGUGCUGAUGUACUUUCAACAAUAGAGUCCACCUGCUUUUGGGGGGGGGGGCAAGCUACAAAAACCAUGCCACUACCAUACACAUAUCUAUCCAGUCAGCAUGGAUGAAAAUUACACCAUGGCCCGUCAGCUGAGCCAUGUAUUCCUCUGAACUUUCAAAAUAUUGUACAUGCUUGCAAUUUACAGCUCAUAUUCCACCUAUGGGUUUUUUUUAAAGAACCUUUCUAGUCUUGAUGUACCAUUCCUAAGACCUGCUUUGAAACAUGCCAAUUCUUGUAAUUAGUUUUUUCUCUCUCUUCAGAAUCUACCCCAGUUUUUACUCCAAUAAAAUUAUUAUACAAUACUGAUAACUCUGGAAUCAAAUAAAUGAUCAAAUCUAAACAUCUGAUCCAGUAUGUCAGGGAAAUUUGCAUUUCUUGAAAUCUUUUUUAAUAAUAUUGUAUAUUUAAAUUUGUAAUUUGUAUACCUUUUAGUUUUUUUAAUUUUUAUGUCAAUAAAUUUGGAUUAAUCAAAAGAAUAUAAAACUUUUGAAAUAAAGGCUUGUUUUUUUAAAAAAUGUACUUUUCACCCCAAUACAGAUCUUCUGUUCUUACUAGAAUGGUGAAGUAAGAACUGGUGAAAAGUAAUUUAAAGGAAAAGAAGCCAAAUAACCUUUCAUAAGGUUGCUAAUAUGUUAUUAGAUUUAUUUGCCACCUAUUUCACCUUGAGGCAACUCUUAUCCAGCACAAAAGACAUCUUUUAAAUUUUGUUGAUUAUAAGAGGAGUAAUGUUUCAACAUCAGCUCAAAUGUGGCAUAAGUUGGGUGUUUGGACCAGUAAUAUAUUGAAUUUGAAAACGAUUAUUAGUUAUAGCUUUCCAUCCACAUUUCCCCCAUCCAACAGUGUAUUAUUAUUAUCAUAAUUGCAUUCUUGGUUGCAACUCUAUUGUAAGUUACUUCAAGUUCCAUUAAACUCUGGAGUUCACAUUU
Molecule: messenger RNA, 2565 nt
Organism: Crotalus tigris (Tiger rattlesnake)
Lineage: Eukaryota; Metazoa; Chordata; Lepidosauria; Squamata; Viperidae
Gene: MITD1
Product: microtubule interacting and trafficking domain containing 1
Exons: 7
Coding region: 36-755 (239 amino acids)
Biological process (GO): midbody abscission
Cellular component (GO): midbody
Source: RefSeq, a predicted model, not a curated record